AUGCAGCUGAUCAAUCGGGGUGUAGGCGAAGAAGCAUAUCGAAGUAUCUUUGAGGCGUUUACGAAAAUACUCAGGUAUGAAGGACCAAAGGCGUUGUUCAAAGGGGCAGCAUGCCGAAUGAUGGUACUAGCACCUCUUUUUGGCAUUGCGCAAAUGGUCUACUACAUCGGAGUUGCUGAAAUUUGCCUUGGCCUCCCAAAGGCUCAACAUUAA
Gongylonema pulchrum is the source of this 213-nucleotide messenger RNA. NCBI's taxonomy places the organism in Eukaryota, Metazoa, Nematoda, Chromadorea, Rhabditida, Gongylonematidae. The record is from the annotation of a GenBank genome assembly.